AUGUCUGCUCCCAAGGGUCGUCUCCAAGGCAAGAAUGCCAUUAUCACUGGUGCUGCCGGUGGCAUUGGCCUCGAAACCACCAUCCUCUUUGCCCGCGAGGGUGCCAACAUCCUCCUCGCCGAUAUCUCCGAGCCAGCCUUGGCCAAGGCUCUGGCCAAGGUCAAGGAGGUCGUCCCCACCGCCGGCCGUCUGGAGACCAUCCGCUGCGACGUGUCGAAGGAGGCCGAUGUGCAGGCCAUGAUCGAGUCCCAGGACAGCUGGGGUGGUGUGGAUGUGAUCUUCAACAAUGCCGGUAUCAUGCAUGCCGAUGAUGCGGAUGCGGUCGAUACCCCCGAGAAGAUCUGGGAUCUGACUCAGAGUAUCAAUGUUAAGGGCGUGUGGUUUGGCUGCAAGCACGCUGUCCUGAGCAUGCGUCGCAACAAGAAGAAGACUGGCAGUGUGAUCAACACGGCUAGCUUUGUGGCCUUGAUGGGUGCUGCUACCCCCCAGCUGGCAUAUACUGCCAGCAAGGGUGCUGUUCUGGCCAUGACUCGCGAGCUGGCCAUCGUUCAUGCCCGCGAGGGCUUCCGCUUCAACUCACUCUGCCCGGGUCCCCUCAACACUCCCCUCCUGCAGGACUGGCUCGGCGAUGACCAUGCCAAGCGCUUCCGCCGUGAGGUGCACUUCCCCAGCGGCCGCUUCGGCGAGGCCAUCGAGCAGGCACACGCUGUGGUGUUCCUGGCGAGUGACGAGAGCAGCUUUGUCAACGGCACUGAUUUCGUGGUGGAUGGUGGUCUCAGCAAGGCAUAUGUCACCCCGGAAGGCCCCGCGCCAGCUGCGCCUCAGAACAACGCCCAGUAA
Molecule: messenger RNA, 840 nt
Organism: Penicillium daleae
Lineage: Eukaryota; Fungi; Ascomycota; Eurotiomycetes; Eurotiales; Aspergillaceae
Product: putative short-chain dehydrogenase/reductase family protein
Exons: 4
Coding region: 1-840 (279 amino acids)
Source: RefSeq, a predicted model, not a curated record